AUGGAAUAAAGUUUAUUCAUUUCAUAACAAGAAAUAGAACAAGUCAAUAAAUAAAAUACCAUUAACAUUAAUGUUGGUGUCUUAGGACAUAUUGAUUCUGGUAAAACAUCUUUGGUUAAGACAUUGUCUAAAGUAAUUAAUUUAUCAAUAUAUUAGAUAACAUCAACAGCCUCAUUAGAUAAGAACCCUUAGAGUUAGGAGAGGGGAAUUACUUUAGAUCUUGGGUUUAGUGCAUUUUACACUCGUAAUCCAAAUGAGGAGGGAAAGUAUCCACAAUAAAUCAUUUAAGAUAUUUUCAAUUUACAUUAGUAGAUUGUCCUGGACAUGCAUCAUUAAUUAAGACCAUUAUAGGAGGUGCUUAAAUUAUAGAUAUGAUGUUUUUAGUAAUUGAUGUGACUAAAGGCAUUUAAACUUAAACAGCUGAAUGUUUAGUAAUAGGUGAGAUUUUGGCUGAUAAAUUAAUUGUGGUCUUGAACAAAAUAGACUUAGCAACAGAUGAAGUAAUAAAUAAACAAAAAAAAAUAAUUUCUAAUGUUUUAUCUAAAACAAAGUUUGGAAAUUAAGUUCCAUUAGUUCCAGUUUCAGCUGUCUAAGCACUUGGAAUUGAAGAUCUAUUAAGAAUUCUACUUCAAAAUAUUACUAUUCCAAAUAGAUAAACAUAAUUAAAUAAGGGUCUUUUGUUUAUGAUUGAUCAUUGUUUUUAAAUAAAAGGAUAAGGAACAGUAACAACUGGUACUAUAAUAUAAGGAUCUAUGAAACCAAAUGAUGAAGUCUUUUUUCCUAUGUUAAAUUUGAAUAAAAAGAUCAAAAGUUUAUAGAUGUUUAAAAAACCAGUUUUAAUGGGAGAACCUGGAGAUAGAAUAGCUGCUUUAUUUACUAAUUUAGAUGCAAAAGAAAUUGAAAGAGGAAUUGUAUGUUAACCAGGGAUAGUAUCAUUAUUAGAAAAUAUAGUUAUUGAUUUUAAGAAGAUUAGUUAUUAUAAAGGAUAAUUGAAGUCUUAGAAUAAAUUUCAUAUCACUUCUGGUCAUUUGACUGUAAUGGGAUAAUUGAAAUUAAUAAUAAGACCAAAGAAUUUAUAGUUAGAAAUUAAUAGCGAAGGAGAAUAUUUAGAAGAUUAUGAAGGUAUAUAUUGAUUAUGAAUAUUAUUAUAGAUUAUGGAAAACUUCAAGAAAAGUAUAAUUUAUAUGGUGUGUUAUAAUUGGAGAAACCAUUGAUUGCAUCUAUGAAUUCUUUAGUUAUUGGUUCAAAAUUAGAUACUGAUUUAGAAGCUAAUAUAUGUAGAAUUGCAUUUUAUGGAAAUAUUCUGCACUCUUUUACAGGUUAAUAAAUAUUUCAAUAGAAUUACUUAAGAAUUUUUAGAAAGAAAAGUAAAAAUGGAAAGGUUGAAAAGGUGAUAGAUAAUUACACUUUACUUAUUAAGGAUUUAUUUAAGAAAGAAACAAAUAUUGCUAAUUAUAUUGGAAAAUUGAUUGUUAUCAAAUAAGGAAAUAUUUAAGGUAAAAUUGAAAGUGCUUUUGGGAAGAGUGGGAAAGUUAAAGUAUUUAUAGAAUCAGGAACUAAUUAAGAUAUGAUAAAUAGUGAUGUUGUUAUGAUUUAUAAAAAAUAUCUAUUUCAUAAAUGA
Paramecium pentaurelia is the source of this 1621-nucleotide messenger RNA. NCBI's taxonomy places the organism in Eukaryota, Ciliophora, Oligohymenophorea, Peniculida, Parameciidae. The record is from the annotation of a GenBank genome assembly.